ACCGACCUGAAGACAAAACGGAAGCAAAACGUUUUCCCUCUAGCAACAAUUUUCUUUGCAGUUUCAAGACUCGUCACCCCAGCAAUGGGCGGCGCCAUCAUUGAAACGGGCAAACUUUUCCUUUAAUCAAAGAACGGUUCACAAAAAGGAAAGUGUCCAGCUAUAGCUUCUAUAAAUAUUCAGAACCUGCCCCUGGUUAAACAUAUAUACUGUAGAGCGAGAGUCUCUUGUGUGAAAAUCGCUCAAAUUAAGAAUGUGCCCAUAGUUAAGAUGGCCGCCGGCUUACACCGAUGACGUCAUACGUGCUUCCAGCAAGCAGGAAGUCGUCCUGUGGAGGAGGAAAAGGGGGGCGGGGCCUUGGCAAGAGUGAUUGAGGAGCCGGUAACCGUGAGUAGAAAUAUGGAGGCAUUGUCCCUUUUCCUGGUGAUGUGCCUCAGUUUCUCCUCCGCGAGCGCGGACUCCAAGGCUGUGACCACAUCCCUCACCGCAAAGUGGCCGUCUACAUCCCUGCUACUGGAAGCCAGUGAAUUUCUGGCUGAUGACGGCCUGGAUACAUUUUGGACGUUUGUGGAUGAAAACCAACAAGUGGAUUUUUCAGGUUCGGAUUCUACUAGCUACGAUCUGUUGCUGAAAAGAGCCGCUCGCCUCCUCUCUCCCGUCCAGCAGAAUCUGUUGAAGUUUGCGCUGUCUCUGCGCUCCUACUCAGCCACCGUCCAGACCUUCCAACAGAUUGCAUCAGACGAGGCGCCCCCUGCAGGCUGCAAAGCUUUUAUAGUGGUUCAUGGGGAGAAGACCUGUGAUCUUGACAAGUUGCCAUCACUUCUCAGUGGAGCUCUGGAAAGGCCAAAGCCUUUCCUUUUUAAGGGCGAUCACCAGUAUCCCGGCUCAUCCCCUGACAGUCCUGUCGUCAUACUCUACGGUGAAAUCAGCACCAGAGAAUUUUCACUCUUCCACCAACAUUUGUCAGAGAAGGCGAGAGCAAGGAAGAUUAUCUAUGUCCUGCGGCACUAUGUGGAGAAUCCAGGGACAGAAAAGGUAUUCCUGUCAGGUUAUGGAGUGGAACUGGCCAUUAAAAGUACAGAAUAUAAAGCAAAAGAUGACACACAGGUGAAAGGUAACAAUGUAAACGCCACCGUGGUUGGGGAUGAGGUGGACGAGGUUCAGGGUUUCCUCUUUGGAAAACUCAGACAGCUAUAUCCAGAGCUACAAGAGCAGCUGAAGGAGCUGAGGAAACAUCUGGUGGAAAGUACCAAUGAGAUGGCGCCAUUAAAAGUGUGGGAGCUACAAGAUCUCAGUUUCCAGACGGCAGCUCGGAUCCUAGCGGCCCCUUCCUCUGAGGCUCUCCAGGUUAUGAAGGAUCUGAGCCAGAACUUCCCUACUAAGGCGAGGACAUUAACAAGGACUAGAGUGGAGGCGGAGAUGAGAAUGGAGGUAGAGGAGAACCAAAAGUACUUUAAGGGCACCCUGGGGCUACAGCCUGGAGACUCGGGACUGUUCAUUAAUGGACUGCACGUCGAUCUGGACAGUCAGGAUAUCUUCAGCUUGUUUGACGUAUUACGCAAUGAGGCUAGGGUGAUGGAAGGCCUCCACCGCUUGGGUAUCGAAGGCUCCGCUCUCCAUAAUGUCCUCAAGCUUAACAUCCAGCCGUCUAACUCAGACUAUGCCGUGGAUAUCCGCAGUCCUGCUAUAUCGUGGGUGAACAACCUAGAGCUGGAUAGUAGGUACAACUCGUGGCCAUACAACCUACAGGAGCUGCUCCGACCCACCUUCCCCGGAGUCAUUCGACAAAUACGCAAGAACUUCCACAACUUUGUUCUGUUCAUUGACCCUGAGCAGGAAUCGACCUCAGAGCUGAUAAAUGUAGCGGAGAUGUUCCUCAGCAACCACAUACCAUUGAGAAUCAGUCUGGUGUUUGUGGUGAAUGAUGAAGAAGAGGUGGAUGGUUUCGAAGAUGCAGGCGUUGCUCUACUAAGGACUUUCAACUACGUCUCAGAUGAGGAGGAUAACUACGACGCUUUCCAGAUGAUUGUAUCGAUCUACAACAAGGUGCGGACCGGUGAAAAACUAACAGUGAAACACGUAACUAGCGUCCUGGAACAGAAGUAUCGCUAUGUGGAGCUGAGCAGCAUUUUGGGCCGAGAUUCUGCAUAUGACCAGAAUAGAAAGGAGGGGAAGGAGUACUUCCUGCAGACUGGACUGUCCCCGCUCCCUGUGGUUCUCUUCAAUGGAAUACCGUUCCCCAGGGACCAGCUUGAUCCGGAUGAAUUGGAGACCGCCACUAUGCACAAAAUCCUCGAGACAACCACCUUUUUCCAGAAAGCCGUAUAUCUGGGGGAAGUGACAAACGACAAUGACGUUGUGGAUUAUAUUAUGACUCAGCCUAAUGUUGUCCCCCGGAUUAACCUGCGUAUCCUAGAAGUGGAACGUCAGUACUUGGACCUCACGGCCACCAAUAACUUCUUUGUGGAUGACUAUGCCAGAUUUAGCAUACUGGAUUCCAAUGCUAAGAGUGCAGCCAUAGCCAACAGUAUGAACUACCUCACUAAAAAAGGAAUGUCCUCCAAGGAGAUAUAUGAUGACUCUUUUGUUAGACCUGUCACAUUUUGGAUCGUGGGAGACUUUGACAAACCCUCCGGACGCCAGCUUUUGUAUGACGCCAUCAAACACCAGAAAACCAGCAACAACGUAAGAAUCGGCAUGAUCAACAAUCCCAUCGAGGAUAUGUCUGCAGAGAACACACGUAUCGCCAGGGCUAUCUGGGCCGCCCUUCAGACCCAGACCUCCAACAACGCCAAGAACUUCAUUACCAAAAUCAUCAAGGAAGAAAACGUCAGAGCGCUGGAGGCGGGACAGGACAUCGGCGAGUUUGCGGUUGGGGGAAUGGAUGUCGGUCUUUUCCGUGAAGCUUUUGAUUCUACAAAGGUGGAUUUCAUACUCUCCCACGCCGCAUACAGCCGCGAUGUCCUGAAGCUCAAGAGAGGAGAGAGAGCCAUUAUUGGCAAUGGAAGGAUUAUCGGACCACUGAGAGAUGGUGAAAUAUUCAAUCAGGAUGAUUUCCACCUCCUGGAGAACCUCAUUCUGAAGACGUCUGCGCAGAAGAUCAAGUCACACAUCCAGAAGCUUGGAGUGGAGGAAGAUCACGCCAGCGAUCUGGUCAUGAGAGUGGAUGGUCUUCUGUCUUCUCAACCAAAGGGUGAAGAAAGAAUUGACUACCAAAUUACUGAAGACCAACACAGUGCCAUUAAGAUACGACCUAAAGAAGGCAUGAUGUACUUUGAAGUGGUGGCCAUUGUGGAUCCUGUAACAAAAGCAGCACAGAGGAUGGCGCCUUUACUAAUGGUCCUGAAUCAGAUUGUAAAUAUGAACUUGCGAGUGUUUAUGAACUGCCAGUCCAAGUUAUCGGAAAUUCCUCUCAAGAGCUUUUACCGCUACGUCUUGGAGCCAGAGAUUGUCUUCACCGCCGACCACAAAUUAUCUCCCGGUCCUAUUGCCAAGUUUCUGGAUAUGCCCCAGUCCCCUCUCUUCACCCUGAACCUGAAUACUCCAGACAGCUGGAUGGUGGAGUCGGUGCGGACGCCUUAUGACUUGGAUAACAUCUAUUUGGAGGAGGUGGACAGCAUAGUAGCAGCGGAGUUCGAGCUGGAGUAUCUGUUACUGGAAGGACAUUGCUUUGACGUCUCUACAGGACAGCCACCUCGUGGACUGCAGUUUACUUUAGGGACAGCGACCAAUCCUGUGGUUGUAGACACCAUUGUCAUGGCUAACCUUGGUUAUUUCCAGUUAAAAGCUAACCCUGGCGCAUGGGUUCUCCGACUCAGGAAAGGCCGAUCUGAGGAUAUCUAUAAUAUAUACAGCCAUGAUGGAACAGAUUCUAUCCCUGAGGAUAAAGAAGUAGUUGUCGUUCUCAAUGACUUCAAGAGCAAAAUCAUCAAAGUGAAAGUUCAGAAAAAGCCAGACAUGAUGAAUGAAGAUCUACUUAGUGACAAGAUGACUGAGAAUGAAUCCGGCUUCUGGGACUCCCUUACUUGGGGACUGGGUGGAGGGCAGAAGCAAGAGGAGGUGAAACAAGAUAAAGAAGAUAUCAUCAAUAUUUUCUCCCUGGCCUCUGGACACUUGUAUGAGCGCUUCCUCAGAAUAAUGAUGUUAUCUGUACUGAAGAAUACAAAGACUCCAGUGAAGUUUUGGUUUUUGAAGAACUAUCUGUCUCCUACUUUUAAGAACUUUAUCCCUUACAUGGCAAAGCAGUACGACUUCCAGUAUGAAUUGGUCCAGUAUAAGUGGCCCCGUUGGCUGCACCAGCAGACCGAGAAGCAGAGGAUCAUCUGGGGGUACAAAAUCCUCUUCCUGGAUGUGCUCUUCCCACUGGCUGUGGAUAAAUUCCUCUUUGUAGAUGCUGAUCAGAUUGUGCGCACCGACCUUAAGGAGCUAAGAGACUUCAACUUAGAUGGCGCCCCCUAUGGAUACACCCCGUUCUGUGAUAGCCGGAGGGAGAUGGAUGGGUAUCGAUUCUGGAGGUCCGGGUACUGGGCCAGUCAUUUGGCCGGACGGAAGUACCACAUUAGUGCUUUGUAUGUAGUGGACCUGAAGAAAUUCAGGAAAAUUGCUGCAGGAGAUCGACUCAGAGGACAGUAUCAGGGACUGAGCCAGGACCCCAACAGUCUCUCCAAUCUUGACCAGGAUUUGCCAAAUAACAUGAUCCACCAAGUGCCUAUCAAAUCGCUUCCCCAGGAGUGGCUGUGGUGCGAGACGUGGUGCGAUGAUACAUCCAAGAAAAAAGCCAAAACUAUAGACUUGUGCAAUAACCCAAUGACCAAGGAGCCAAAGUUACAAGCCGCGGUGCGUAUAGUCCCAGAAUGGCAAGACUACGACCAAGAAAUCAAGAGGUUGUACAGUCGUUUUCUGGGGGAGACUUCGGGUAUUCUGCCAGAUCAGCCUGAUGUCACAAGGCAGCCGGAUACACAAGAUCACGAGCCACAUGAAGAUUUAUGAUUCACAGACUUCUUCAGGGAAAAAAAAAAUUGGACUCAAUUUGGACUUUUUUUUUUUUUUAAACAGAAGUUGAGAGAUUAUUGGGAAUUUUACUUUCAUUGAUUUUACAGAAUGUCUGCAAAACUGCUGAAUGGUUUGAUAGGUUGCGGUAUUGGGGUAUUUAUAUAUUUUGGGUUAUGAUUGUAUUUUUUUCCCACCUUAAGGAGACAAAAAAAAAAAAGAGACUAAAAAAACAAAAAACCCACAAGCUAGGUGAAAAUUUUUAGAUUUCAGAUGUUCCCGCCCCAAAAACCCGCUUAAGUGAUUAAACCACUGAAACCUGGUAAAAUGUGUUUACAGGAAUUUGCUUUAUCUGUAUGUUCAGGGAAGUUAAAAAAUGAUCUCAUGUCUUUUCAUGGCUCCGAUGUGUCCGAAACUGAAAAUGAAGAAUUUUGCAAUAAUUUUAGUGUCUGCAGCUCCUGCGCAGACCUAUGUGUCACCAUGGCAACAGACUACAAGCUAACUUUAUGUAGUCUGAUCCUGCCGUUGUCCACUAAUAAGCGUUCCUGUCAUUUGGAAAACAUUUGAUACGUCAAAAGCUUAGAUCGCAUCAGGUCUCAUUUCUGAGACUUGCUGCGAUUGCCAGUCACGACCUGGUAAAGUAUGCGGCGACGCGCUUCACCACCUGGCCUACUCAUUCCCUCCAUGGUAGUUUAUGCGGAAGAGUCAGGUUUGAUUGACAGCCGGUAAGGGAAGCCAGGCACUAUACAGACUUAUGACUAGCUCUGGACUUAAAGGGGUACUCCGGUGAAAACCUUUUUUCUUUGAAAUCAACUG
Messenger RNA from Hyla sarda, 5805 nucleotides. RefSeq names its product UDP-glucose glycoprotein glucosyltransferase 1 (gene UGGT1). Lineage: Eukaryota; Metazoa; Chordata; Amphibia; Anura; Hylidae. Gene Ontology annotation, molecular function: UDP-glucose:glycoprotein glucosyltransferase activity. The coding region runs from base 400 to 4989 and encodes 1529 amino acids. The record is from RefSeq and is a predicted model, not a curated record. Gene Ontology annotation, cellular component: endoplasmic reticulum. The transcript has 41 exons.